AAUAAAUAAAUAAAAAUCAUUUGUAAGAGAGGAUUAUUUAGAUGUAAGUCAUGUAACACUAACUAGUGUAUAACGAAUUAAAACAUGUGUUCUCACAUUAUUAAAUCGAUCUUCUUAGGAUUAAUUAAGCAUGCAUAUUAAACUAGGACGAUUUGAUAAUUGUUCUUGUUGAGAUUCGACAGCCCAUAUCCGAGGUCCGUGAAGACCCUACCGUCCAGCUAAGCACCUACACAUGAAAUGAGGAUUAGCUAACCUCAGGGUGAAUCCGGGGACCACUUUGAUGGUAAAGUUAGAAACUGUUUUAAGAGAAAGAAGAGAUGAUAUAUGAAGAGAGAGAAAGAAGGAGAUAGAGGAGAAAAUAAAUGCUACCUUUUAAUUAGGAUAAGCUCACCUAUUUAUAAUGACUUCAACUGUCAAGUUGUUGUAUGCCAUGCAAACCACUUUAUAUAUGCCAAGUGUUGAUUAAUUGACGCCACGUGCUAAUGUUCAAGAGGCCGAUAUCUAUGCCGUUAUGGGAUCUUACCAAUAUGAGUUUUAUGACUAAAAACCCGGCCCGUACCCGUUUAGCCUGUGAACCAAUAAAUAUCGGCAUUUUACAAGUUAUCGGUAUCUCCCCAUACAAUAAUGUAACAAUUUGUUUGUAGUUAUUUAUUGGAUUGACAAAGAUUUGAUUGAGGAAAUAAAAACAAGUUAAUUAAUAGAUCGAGUCUAACAAUAAUUACAUUAGUAUGAAGAACGACAGAAAAUUUAUAAUUUUCAUUUCAUAUCAUUAUGUCAUACAUAGAGUAUUAUGCUAUAUUGUAUUCAUUAAACAAUGUUUAGUCAAGAUUACAAUAAUUAUGAUUUUCUCUACUUAAUCACAGCUUUAUAUUAUACUAAACCCUACUAUUUUUAAAAGUUCACCAAACUAACUAACACAUUGUUUAGGUACGUAGCUAAGCUAGGCAAUAUAAAGAGUUCAAACUCAACACAUCAACUAAUAAAUUUCUUAAAAAUGGAAGAUCAUCUAACAAAAAGUAUUACUCAUAGUAAUAAUAUCACAACAAUAUCACCCCAUGUAGUGAUCUUUCCAUUACCAAUCCAAGGUCCAAUCAACUGUAUGCUCAAACUAGCCAAUCUCAUCCUCUCCCUCAGCCCCGCCACCGUCUCCGUCACCUUCGUCACCACCGAUUUCAUCCACCGCCGCCUACUACUCCACUCUAACACGGCUGCCCGCCUAGCACAUGACUAUAGGCCUCGCUUUCGCUUUGAGACGGUCCAUGAUGGGUUUGGACCCGAUGAGAACCCUCGUAAUGUUUCCUUGUUGACUAUGUCCCUAGAGGCUCAAGCCCAAGCUGAGGGUAGCCGGCUCAGGGAGGUGUUGGGUUUCGGGUCGGCCGAAGAUGAGAUGAAGAAACCGGUGAGUUGUAUUAUUGCAGAAGGGUUGUAUGGGUGCAUGGUGGAUGUUGCUAAAGAGUUGAGGGUGCCUCUUGUUUAUUUUGAUACUUGUAGUCCUUGUUGCCUUUGGACUUACUUUUGUAUUCCUAAUUUGCUUAAGGUUGUUGACCUUCCUUUCCAAGAUGAUGAAGAAGGCUUAGAUGCAUCAAUAACAAGUGUACCGGGAAUGGAAACUUACCUAAGGCGCCGAGAUCUUCCGAGCUUCUGCCAUGCUUAUGAUCCCAACAACCCUGUUAUCCAACUAGUACUUAAGGAAGCUCAAGAAUUUCCAAAAGCUCAAGGGCAUAUAUUGAACACCUUUGAUGAACUUGAAGGCGACUAUUUUGCUCACAUUCGAGCAUUAUGUCCUAAUCUAUACAACAUUGGACCCCUUCACUUAAACCUUAAGUCUAGGAUCCAACAAGAAACAACCAAAUCUAUUUCAAAUAGUUUAUGGCAAGAAGAUAGAAGUUGUUUAGCAUGGCUUGAUGCUCAACCCCCAAAAUCGGUCCUUUUCGUGAGCAUUGGAAGCCUUGCAUCCAUGACAAAGGACCAACUCAUGGAGAUUUGGCAUGGUUUGAUUAAUAGCAAGUCUAGGUUUCUAUGGGUUAGAAGGCCUGGAUCAAUAAUCAACAAGGACGAAGACACGAGUCAGGAUGACUUAGAGAUGAUUCCUGAUGAUUUAGUAGAGGGUACAAAGAAAAGAGGGUGUAUUGUAAGUUGGGCACCACAAGAAGAGGUCUUAGCACAUGGUGCAAUUGGUGGGUUUUUAACACAUUGUGGUUGGAACUCGACUUUAGAGAGUAUUGUUGAGGGUGUGCCAAUGAUUUGUUGGCCAUUCUACGUCGAUCAACAAGUAAAUAGUAGGGUUGUAAGCGAGGUUUGGAAGAUUGGACUAGACAUGAAUAAGGAUAAUUGUACUAGAGUUGUGGUAGAAGAGUUGAUCAAAGAACUUAUGGAGACUCGUAGAGACGAGUUUUCGAAAAGGGCUGAUAAAAUGGCUAAGUUAGCUGCCCAAGCUGUGGCUGAAGAUGGAUCUUCCUAUAAUAGUUUGAAUCAUUUAAUAGAUGACAUUGUGUCCAUGAGAUUUUCUAUAUAAAACAAUGCUCUCCAAGACUGAAUAACAGCAAACUAAUUAAGCAAGUUCAUCAAUGUAGAAGUUGCUUAAAAUUUGCUCAUAAUUUCAUAAUUAGCUUUUAUGUAUUCAAUCUUUCUUUUAAUGUGUGAUGUACUUCAAUUUUGCCUACAAGAUGAUAAAAAACAAGUGUACGUUACUUGUAACUUCAUAAUAAAGGAUGGAUGUUAUAUCAAAGGCAAUAUUUUUGUUGGAAUGAGUUGGCUGAGACGAAGUUAUCAUGCA
Molecule: messenger RNA, 2776 nt
Organism: Chenopodium quinoa (quinoa)
Lineage: Eukaryota; Viridiplantae; Streptophyta; Magnoliopsida; Caryophyllales; Amaranthaceae
Product: 7-deoxyloganetic acid glucosyltransferase-like
Exons: 2
Coding region: 995-2515 (506 amino acids)
Molecular function (GO): UDP-glycosyltransferase activity
Source: RefSeq, a predicted model, not a curated record